ACCUAAUCACACUCCAAUUACACAGAUCACACUAGCUAGAAAGAUCAUAUAAAAAAAUGUCAGGAAUUAUUCACAAGAUCGAGGAGAAGCUCCACAUCGGAGGCCACAAGGAGGAGGAGAAGCACCACGACAAGGCGGAAGGCCACCACAGCGGCGAACACAAGGCGGAGCAAUGCGGCGGCGAGCACAAGGCGGAGCAUAAAGGCGAGCACAAGGAGGAGCACAAGGAAGGUUUGGUGGAGAAGAUCAAGGACAAGAUCCACGGCGAAGGAGGUGAGCACCACGACAAGGAGGAGAAGAAGAAGAAAAAGAAGGAGAAGAAGAAGCACGGCGAGCACGGCCACGGCCACGGCCACGACAGCAGCAGCAGCAGCGACAGCGAUUAGAUCCGCCGUUGAUGCACUUUCCCGGCGAUGGAGUUCUACUUCUGAUGAGAUGGUCGGAGUUUAUGAAAUAAUAAUUAAAUAAGUCAAAGUUGUGUGUAUUUGUUGCGUUGUUUAGUAAUUAUUACGCGUGUGUAUGGAUACAUGUGUGUAAUGUUUUCUCUUUUUAACAUCGAUUAAAUAAAAAUGCUUACCUGUAACUCUGUAA
Molecule: messenger RNA, 591 nt
Organism: Ipomoea nil (Japanese morning glory)
Lineage: Eukaryota; Viridiplantae; Streptophyta; Magnoliopsida; Solanales; Convolvulaceae
Product: protein SRC1-like
Exons: 1
Coding region: 57-386 (109 amino acids)
Molecular function (GO): metal ion binding
Source: RefSeq, a predicted model, not a curated record